Molecule: messenger RNA, 2699 nt
Organism: Cotesia glomerata
Lineage: Eukaryota; Metazoa; Arthropoda; Insecta; Hymenoptera; Braconidae
Gene: Fatp3
Product: long-chain fatty acid transport protein 4-like
Exons: 12
Coding region: 277-2157 (626 amino acids)
Biological process (GO): triglyceride homeostasis
Cellular component (GO): endoplasmic reticulum
Molecular function (GO): long-chain fatty acid transmembrane transporter activity; long-chain fatty acid-CoA ligase activity
Source: RefSeq, a predicted model, not a curated record
UGCCUGUGAUGUAGUCUCUGUUCGUUUUAGUUUCAGUCACCGUUGCAGCGUCCGCCUGCGUUCAUCAUAAGUGAACUUGAUGAUCACAUCAUCUCAUUUCUAGUACUCUAUUUAUCUCAAGUUAUAUAAAUAACAUUCCUUAUUUUAUUGCCCGAGAAGCCGAUUGUUAUUUAACCCUAAUGUGAACAUUUACGUGUAAUUUCACUGUCAAUUUUAAAUUAAAAAAAAAAAAUAAACUUUUUUUAGUAUUUUAUAAUUAACAAAUUAAAUAUUACGAUGGGUCUAUAUCAGAUAGGCUUGUCCGCAGUGAUUGCAUUUAUUGCCGCGUAUCUUUUUACCGGAAGUCGAUGGCGCACAUUGUUUAUUAUUUACAAAACUCUACCGAGAGAUAUAACCGGAGCAUUUAGAUUUUUAAAAGUAAAUUUUUUACUGUGGUAUUGGGAAAAGCGUGGGUUUACAGUCGCUAAAUUGUUUAAGAGACAAGUCAAAUCAAAUCCAAACAAAAUAGCAUUGAUGUACGAAAACCAGGAGUGGACUUAUAAGCAGUUAGAUGAUUUUAGUGAUCGAUUAGCAUAUUCUGUUCGCACUCAACCUAUCAAGAGUGGUGAUAGUGUUGCCUUACUUAUGGCAAAUCAUCCGGAUUAUAUUGGAAUUUGGCUGGGAUUGAGCAAGGCUGGUUUUGUUACUGCCCUAAUCAAUACCAAUUUACGGAAAGAUGUUCUAAUUCACAGCAUCAAUGCUGCCGAGUGUAAAGCUAUUAUUUUUGGAGCUGAAUUCAAAGAUGCAAUUGAUGAAAUAAGAACAAAAAUACCUAAUAUAAUUUUGUACCAGUGGUCAGAAGAUGAAAAAACACCAAUUUUGGAAAAUGCGAUUGAUUUAAAGAGCUUGAUAGCUAGAAAUUCAGUCGAUUCUAUCAAUAUUGACAUAUCGUUCGGUCAUCCUCGGGAUAAAUUAAUUUAUAUAUAUACAUCCGGAACCACAGGAAUGCCUAAGGCUGCGGUUAUUAAUAAUCUCAGGUAUAUGUUGAUAUCUUGCGGUGUAUACUACAUGCUUGACCUUCGACAGACGGAUCGUAUUUACGAUUCACUGCCACUGUACCAUUCAGCAGGUGGUAUUGUUGGCGUUGGUCAAGCACUUUGCACUGGAGUAACCGUGGUGUUGAAAAAAAAAUUCAGCGCUUCAAAAUUCUGGGAUGACUGUAUUCAGUACGAGUGCACUGUUGCUCAAUACAUCGGAGAAAUUUGUCGGUUUUUACUAUCAGUUCCGGCCAGCCCUAAUGACACUAAUCACAAAAUCCGGCUUAUGUUUGGCAACGGGUUGCGACCUCAAAUAUGGGAGACAUUCGUUAAACGAUUCCAGAUCAAACAGAUUGGUGAAUUCUAUGGUGCGACUGAGGGAAAUUCAAAUUUAGUAAAUAUUGAUAACCGGGUAGGUGCCGUCGGGUUUUUACCUAAAUUCGCUGGUCGCUUAUACCCCGUUAAUCUGUUGAGAAUUGAUGAAGAGACUGGCGAGCCAAUUAGACGAAAUGGAUUGUGUGUUCCCUGCAAAGCAGGCGAGCCCGGAAUAUUUGUUGGGAAGAUAAAUCCCAAGAAGGCAGUGAAUGAUUUCAGUGGGUACGCUGAUAAAAAAGAGUCGGAGAAAAAAAUUCUGUAUGAUGUUUUCAAAAAAGGAGACCGCGUUUUUAACUCGGGUGAUAUUUUAGUAAUGGAUGAGCUCGGGUAUUUUUAUUUUAAAGACAGAAGAGGAGAUACCUACAGAUGGAAGGGCGAGAAUGUCGCUACCGCUGAAGUGGAAGCUGUUAUCAGUAAUAUUUUCAGUUUAAAAGACGCUGUAGUUUAUGGGGUUGAAAUUCCCGGAAAUGAGGGUAAGGCUGGAAUGGCUGCAAUAUAUGACCCUGAAAAUUCAUUAAAUCUUAAAGAGUUGGCAGAAGGUAUAAAAAAAGGAUUACCGUUAUACGCCAGACCACUUUUUAUUAGAGUUUUAUCACAACUACCUCUUACAGGUACUUUCAAACUUCAAAAGCGUGAUCUACAAAGAGAGGGAUACGAUAUUACAAAGGUAAAGGAUCCCAUUUAUUUUUUGGACAAGACCGUCAGCUAUGUACCAUUUACUGAGCAGUUGUAUCAAGAGUUACUAGCAGAUAAACUUCGAGUCUGAUUGUAGAUAAUUUUUAUUGAAAAUAAUAAUUCAGAAAUUAAAAAUUAUUGUUAUUACAUCUGAUGAUUGGCAGGAAAUAUCUCUCAAUUAUAGAAAUUAUUGUAUUUCACAUCACCAUUAUGUGUUGUAAUAGAAUUAUAUUUAUACUUCAGAUAUAUUUUUAUAAUUUUUAAAAUAGUUAUUAUUUUUUUGAAUAAAUAUAGUCUAGAUUUAAAAGUUUUGCUCAGCUAAAAGACAAGAAACAAACAAAAAGUAAAUUAAUUUUUAAGUAAAAAGCUCAAAUGAAUGAAAAUGUUCGGUCCAUUCUAGUGAUUUUAAAUAUUUUCACAACAAAUUAGAAAACGAAAGUGGGCUGUGUAUAAAAUUUUAAAAAGACAUAUAAAUUAAAUUUACGGUAAAAGUUUUAUAUAAAUAUUUACAUUAGCAUUAAGAUAUAUUUGUUCAUUUUUUAAUGAAAAAAACAAAUGUAAUACUCUUCUAGGCAACUAAACAAUUAUAAGCGAUUAUGUUAUUGUUAAAAAUAAAAAUGUGUACUCUGACAA